AUGGCAGUGGUGCAGUGCCGGCCCGGCGCAGAAGAGGACCAGGUGCUGGCAGCCCUGGACGCGGAGAAGUCCGUAGAGCUUGCGGUGCCCGACAGCUGGGUGCAGGCCUUUGUGCCGGAGUCGGCGCCCUCGCCGGAAUCGGCGCUCUGCUCCUCACACCCGGAGUGCAAGGCCUUCAGCCUGCAGGGGGAGUGCUGCCCUGCGCCUGAUGGGGCGCGCAUGGCAUGCUGCGCCUCGAAGCCUCCGCAAAGGAAGCCCAGGCGCCCGCAGAGCCAGAGCACCAUCUCCCUGCAGAGCGUUCACGGGGGCUACAUCACGGUCUCCAAGAUCGGAUUCGUGGGGUGGCGGGGCAAGAAGGCGGACCCGGACGCCCAGUUUCGGCUCGAGGCGCACCCGGACGGCUACGUGUCCUUGAAGUCCAUCCACGGGACCUACUUAGUGACCAGCCCCUCAGGGCAGCUGGUGGCGUGGCACCGGGGCCACGGGGAGGCGGACGACUGGGAGAAGUUCAAGCUCAUCUACAACACCGACGACACCAUCUCCUUGCGAAGCAAGGUGUCGGACAAGCACGUGAGCCUGGACAACGCCAGCUCGGAGGUGCUUUCCGCUACCACGGAGAAGGUGGAGAUAAGCGAGCGGUUCUUGGUGACCAUGAAGCACGGCAAGGACACGGUGAUGCUCAACGACCAGAGUUUGUCCAAGCUUUGGGCCUUCGACCACUUCGGGGAUCGAGAUAUCGAUGCCUUGGAGGCUUGGAAGGUGCAGGACCCGGACUCCGAGCCCAUCGUGGUGGCGGUCAUCGACACCGGGGUGGACUACACCCACCCGGACCUCCAAGACGCCAUGUGGGUGAACCCCAACGAGAUCCCGGGGAACGGCAUCGACGAUGACGACAACGGCAUCGUGGACGACAUCUACGGCGCGGAUUUCGCCAACAAUGACGGGGACCCCAUGGACGACCAGAUGCAUGGCACCCACUGCGCUGGCACCAUCGCCGCCAGUGGGAACAACACCGUAGGCAUCGCUGGGGUCGCCUGGAGGGGUGCCCGCAUCAUGGCGCUCAAGUUCUUGAGCGGCACUGGGGCGGGACGCACCUCCGACGCCGUGAAGUCGAUCAACUACGCCAUCGCCAUGGGCGCCAAAGUCUUGAGCAACUCCUGGGGCGGCGCAGGGUCUUCCUCCGCCCUCAGGGUGGCCAUUGAGCGGGCGGAGCACGCCGGCACCUUGUUCGUGGCGGCUGCAGGGAACGAGGGCCUGAACAAUGACGAGCUGCCCUCCUACCCGGCCAACUACCCCAUGGAGAACAUCGUGUCUGUCGCCUCCUCCACCCAGAAGGGGGAUUUGAGCUUGUUCUCCUGCUACGGGAAGAAGACGGUGGACGUGGCCGCGCCGGGCACGGACAUUUACUCGACCAUCCCGGGGGGUGAGUACGCGUCCUUAAGCGGCACCUCCAUGGCCACGCCCCACGUCACUGGUGUGGCAGCGCUGGUGUGGAUGCACCGCCCGGAGCUCGCCGCGGUGCAGGUGAAGGACAUCAUUCUGCGGUCGACCGUCCCAGAGAAGGCCCUCGAGAACGCCUGCGUCACCGGGGGCCGCAUCAAUGCGCGAAGGGCGCUGAACUUGGCCUCCAUCUACCCGGCGCCGAGGCCGCCCAUUCACGCGCCCUCCAAGGUGAGCUUCCAGGACACCAACCCCCUGGUGGGCCGCAUCGGCGGGGAGGCUGUGAUCACCACCCCGGAGGAUCAGAGCGACGUGGACUUCUACUCCCUGCACUUCUUGUCCUCCGCGGGGGUGCUCAUGGAGAGCAUCGCCAAGGCCAACGUCUCGGGGCAGAGCUCCAUCCGCCUCAUGCUGAGGAACCUCACCAUCCCCCUCUUCGCGAAGGGCAUGGCGGUGGUGGCGGUGAACAGCAGCGGGCGCAUGCCCGUGGCCACCGCCGCAGUUUUGCAAAUCGAGGACUACGGGGUGCCGGAGGCGGGUCCUCAAGAUAUUUCCUUCGGCGGAGAUUCAGAUGGACGCCGUGGCAAUAUGGCUGGCACACUCCGCAUUCGCCGUGCUUGCAAUGAAAGGACAGUGAGCCACUACAACAUCUACUGGCGACACAAUUGGCAGAGCAAGUUGAUCGGCACCGUGCCGGCCAUUAAAUAUUUGUCGCCCACGUGCACUGGAGAUUGCGAGCUGAUGGACGUCUCGUACAAGGACGGGGUGCGGCGCUACUUUCGCGGCGCCUACGGCAACAACGAGCUGGCGGUCAUCACCUUCAGCGGCCCCGCCACGGUGAGGAUCACCUCCCUCAUGACGGAAAGCUACUAUGACUACUUGGAGAUUGCCGGGGUCCAGGUGAGCGGGUCGGACCUCGAGCUGCCGAAAGUCUUCCGACUGCCGCAGGGGGACCAAAGCAUCACCUGGCUCAGCGACCAUAGCGACAGCUCGGGGGGGUGGAUCUUUGAGCUGGAGCAGGACGGGGAGGAGGUGGCCUUCCCGCUGCCGCCCACCUCCUCCUGGGGCGCCUCCGCGCAGGUGGCGGCGGCCUAUGGGCGCACGGAGCUGGCAGAGGACGUGCUCAGCUGCCAGGUCCCGGACUUCGACGCCGAGUCCAUGGCGCCUUCCAAGGCGUUCCUGCCCUUGGCCGUGGAGUUCGAGGACGAGCACACGGACGAGGGCUUCAUCCGUGGCGUCUUGAAGGUGCGCCUGCCCAAGCUCACCGAAGCGCAGACCGCGCAGGUGUCUUCCUAUCGCGUCUUCCCGGCUGACGCGGAUCACCGACAGCUCGGGGAGCCUUGGACGCUGGAAAGGCGGAGCGGCGCGGGUCUGCUCCAGCUGCGCAUCGCCACUCGGGUCCCUUUGGAGGCCACGCUGCUGGUGGCGCAGGCGGUGAAUGCGGUGGGCGCCAGCCAGGAGGUGAUGGCCGUGCCGCUUCUGGACGUGGUGCGUAGCGCGCCGGUCGACGCCAACUUCUCGGGGGACGAAGAUCCGGUGGAGGGACAGGUGAAGGGCAAGGUGACCAUCAAGCCCGCGGCGAACCCCAGGAACAUCAUCGCCUAUAGCAUUUACUUGGCCAACGGCACUCGCAAGCAGUCACUGCUGGGCCGGGUGGCUCCGUCUCUGGGCGGGGCGGUGAUAAUUUUCGCGCUGCACGCGGCCUACCAAGCCGGGCAGAACCUCCUCAUAGUGAGUUCUUACCUGGACAAAGACAUGGACCAAGGGAUCACUCUGCCGGUGUCAGAUUUCGUGGAGGUUGCCAGCAGCAGUUAUACUUGGUACGACUGGGGCGGCUAUGGUGGCUCUAGCUCUGACUACGGGCGGCACUUGGAGGAGUCGAAGCCUCAGCCCUGGCUGAGCUCCAAGCGCCGCUUCGGGGACUUCCAGCCGUUGUGGUCCGCCGCGGGCACGGUGCCGGUGGUCCAUGGCAGACCCCCGAAGACCAACAAGCAGGCGGUCUUCAGCGUGCUGAAGAUCCGGAACUUCCUGCGGAAACUGGGGGAGCAAGCUGCUUUUGUACCGCCCAGCGUGGAGGAGAGACAAAGCGUGGCCGAGACGCUGGCGGAGGUGUUGAAGGUGGAGAUGGGGCAGGUGAAGCUGACCUUAGGGCGGGCAUUGAAAGACCCGGUCACACGCACCGCGGGAGAUGCCAACGAUGCCAGCCUCAUCAUUGACUUUGAGGUGCUACCCGCCAGAGAGGCGCCAGAAAGGGGAAUCCAGUACUUUUUUGACCAGGUGGAGGCGAAGCUGAUUCUUCUCAGCCACGGCGGCGCCGCGACGCGGCGUGUGGAAUCCGCUUUGUCCGCCCGCCUGAAAGGCCUUGGGCGCCCGGACAGCGAGGCGCGCGAGUUGCAGGUGGAGGUGGGCGAGCCACAGCAGGUGGCCCCAAGGGCCCACGGCUCUCACCGACGGCUGGAAGAGACCACGGCCUCAGUGGCUCCGUCCCCGUCUGUGCAUUGGUUCUAUGGCCUGGGCAUCAUUUGGUUGCUCUUCAAGCUCUGA
Molecule: messenger RNA, 3984 nt
Organism: Effrenium voratum
Lineage: Eukaryota; Dinophyceae; Suessiales; Symbiodiniaceae
Source: the annotation of a GenBank genome assembly